AUGUUACCUAGAAUAUUAAAGACUCAAUUCAACUUUAAUGCAAGAGUCUCUACUAGACUCUUGUCAAGCAAGACUGGCCCUAAGAUAUAUAACUUUAAAGAGAUCAAACAGAUCGUUGAAAAUCCUGAUCAAAAUACUGGUAGAGUAUUAGUUGAUGUGAGGGAAUCGAAUGAGUUGAGUUCUUAUAGACUGCCAAACUCUAUUAACGUUCCAUACAACAGUUUCCCAAAUGCCUUUGGUUUCACUAGGGAUCAAUUUCAAGAACAGUUUAAAAUAACUAAACCAGAAGAUGGUAAAGAGUUGGUAUUCUUCUGUGCCAAAGGUAUCAGAGCAUCCAAUGCUGAGAAGCUUGCCAGGAGCUUUGGUUAUGAAAACACAGCUGUAUAUCCUGGUUCCAUUACAGAUUGGUUGGCUAAGGGUGGUGCUGAUGUCAAACCUAAGAAGAAAAAUUCGAAGAUGUUUAUCGAUACAUGUUGA
Molecule: messenger RNA, 477 nt
Organism: Vanderwaltozyma polyspora DSM 70294
Lineage: Eukaryota; Fungi; Ascomycota; Saccharomycetes; Saccharomycetales; Saccharomycetaceae
Gene: RDL2
Product: thiosulfate sulfurtransferase RDL2
Exons: 1
Coding region: 1-477 (158 amino acids)
Cellular component (GO): mitochondrion
Molecular function (GO): thiosulfate-cyanide sulfurtransferase activity
Source: RefSeq, a predicted model, not a curated record